Molecule: messenger RNA, 1274 nt
Organism: Gamsiella multidivaricata
Lineage: Eukaryota; Fungi; Mortierellomycota; Mortierellomycetes; Mortierellales; Mortierellaceae
Exons: 4
Coding region: 218-934 (238 amino acids)
Source: RefSeq, a predicted model, not a curated record
ACAAGGAAUGCGCCUGUCUGGGCCUCUGGUGGGGAAACGAUGGUUUACCUGUCUCUUUGAAAAAAGGGACUAAGAGGCUGGCGUCUACAAGGCAUGCUGCUCUCUUUACAGCCAUACUUUCUCAAUUUUGCGCGGUAUGAGUAUUUUGAUACAAUUAACCUUGCCUGUGUUUUCGUUAUCCACUUGGUAGGACCAUGGCGGCUUUGGAGCACAAAAAAUGGUGGAAAUCGCACUUAAUAUCACCAUUGAGGCGUUCGCGAUAAGAUUCUCGUACACAAAUUCACGCUCCGCGUAUACAGCGUUCUUGAAUGCCGUCAAUGGGUCCGGGCUGAAAGACCGCGCAAAGACUACGAUCGGCGAGAGAUUCAAUGCUUGGAAAGCGAACACAUCUGGGGCUAGUAUGUUCUGGCUGCAACAGAGACAGUCAAUGUAUAUUAAGAAAGGAAAGUCGGUCGCAACGGCAGGCUUGGUUGACGCAGCAACAAAAGAGCUUCCCAGGGCCAUCCAGAAUGAAACGUAUGCGGGAGAGGAAGGUGGCGCGUCUAGCUUGUCGACUCCCCAAGAAAAAAAACGGAGCUCUUACUACCAGAUCGAAUCAAUUUCAAACAAGAAAACGAGAGGCGACGAUGGAGUAGGCGACGCUGGAGUAGACGACGAUGGAGUAGACGACGAUGAAACAGGUGUCCAAAACGAAGAAAGCCUCAGGGAGGAAGUUAUUCGAGAACUACGCGAGGUGGAGAAGAACACUGAACCUGGAUUCUACCCUCUCAUUCGCGCACUUUACCAUGCGGCGCGGGGUGAAAGAUUUCAAAAACCAAAUCCAAAACCAACUUUGAGCACGCAGCAGUCUUUUUUGUGGGACUUUGUUUAUUCGCAUCUGGACACAUUCAGGACCAUGACACCAUCAGAACAAAAAGAUGUCUUAACGAGAUGAACUUGUCCGAAGAUGCAAAGCAGGAGUCAACUUUACAUAUCCAGCUGUUCGCGAGCAGAUCAAGGCGUACCAAGGGUUUGUGGACGUGCAAGACGGUGUGGACGAGGCGAGACCAGAUGAUCUUAGACGCCAACUCAGAACAGACAUGGCUCAAUUUAAGGAGGGAUCAACAGAGAUGAUGGUUGCCGAGAUACUGAUGAUCCUGUAAGUCAUUUCGUUGUUGGUGGCGAUCGCCUUUCAAGAUAUUAUUUUCCCCUGGAAACUAUACUAUUUCAUUUGUUAUUUCCCUGUUUAGCGUGAAACGGUGCGUGCCGGACAAAUUCGGUCGUGCCAAGAGAAC